CAAUUUUAGUGUGUUUCGUAAAUCUAAUCUAUUUAAUAGAUAAUAUUGUAAAGUAAAUGCGAACACCGGGGCGCCACGUCGUAGGUAAUACAUUAAUAAAAAAUUCCCCCUGUCGGCGUAUAAAUUUGAAAUGCUCGACGGCGAUGUGUCUACGUCAAUGUCACCAGAACCGGCACUGACUUUCGACUCGCACCUGCGGGGCCCGUCCUUCGUCAUGGAACCACCGUCGAGGCUCGAAUUCUCCAACUCCAGUGGGGGCUGGUUGGACUGCUCCGCUUCCGGAAGCCCCCAGCCCUCCAUCGACUGGCUUUCCGUGGAUGGCACCUCCGUGGGUGACGUGUCCGGCAUUCGGCGAGUGCUCAGGAACGGCACGCUAUUCCUGCAGCCGUUCGCUGCUCAGGCCUACCGUCAAGACAUUCACAGCACUGUUUACAGGUGUGUGGCGAGCAACAACGUCGGUAGGAUCAUCAGCAGGGAUGUCCAAGUUAGAGCAGUGGUUACCCAGGCUUUCAAAGUUGACGUGGAGGUGAUCGGAGCAGCACGAGGCUGCACAGCAGUGUUAAAAUGCAUUGUGCCAAAUUUUGUCAAAGACUUAGUUAGGAUUAUAUCAUGGGUUCAAGAACCUACUUUCUUCAUUUAUCCGUCUCUCCAGGGAGACGGGAAGUUCCAUCAACUGCCCUCGGGAGAACUGCUCAUCCAUAAUCUGGAGUUCAGUGACCAGUUCCCCACGUACCGCUGCAGGACCAUGCACCGGCUCAGCCGGCAGGUCGUCGUGAGCAGCCCUGCCAACGUCAGAAUUACCGAACAUCGAGGUAUUGUGUCUCCAGUGAUAGUGGAGAAUUCGGGCACGGUGACUGUGGCCCAAGACGAAGGGGCGGCACUGAUUUGUAUUGCUCAAGGAUGCCCGGCUCCCGAAUACAGGUGGUACAACCACGCCGGUUUAGAACCAAGCUUGAUCAUACCAGGGCCCAGAGUUAGACAGCUUGGACCAGUCCUCGCUAUCGAGGCCGUAACUUCAGAGGAUGGGGGGCCCUACCGGUGUUCGGCGUCGAACGCGGGCGGCGAAUCCAGCGCAGAGUUGCGAUUAAUCGUCUCCACGCCCCUGCACGUAGAGAUCUCGCCGCCGCUGAUGAGCGUCCACAUGGGAGGCACCGCCGAGUUCAGAUGCGUGGUGUCCGCCCAAAGUGGUGGCCCGCACCUCGUCACGUGGUACAAAGACGGCAGACAGCUCCCAAGCACGGGUAGAGGGUCCAGCGAAACUCUCAUCGUGAACAACAUAGGGAGGGAAGACAGGGGAAUGUAUCAGUGCGUCGUCAGGAGGGCUGAAGGGGACACUGCCCAGGCAGCAGCUGAACUGCAAUUGGGGGACGCCCCCCCGAUACUGCUCUACAGUUUCAUAGAGCAAACACUUCAGCAAGGACCGGCAGUAUCCUUGAAAUGUAGCGCUUCUGGGAAUCCAACUCCUCAGAUAUCCUGGUCCCUGGAUGGUUUCCCUCUGCCCAGUCAUGGAAGGUUUGUAAUUGGGCAAUACGUCACCGUGCACGGGGACGUGAUAAGUCACGUCAACAUCAGCCAGGUGAUGGUGGAGGACGGAGGGGAGUAUACGUGUACGGCCGAGAACAGGGCCGGGAAGACGUCCCAUUCCGCCAGGCUCAAUAUUUACGGGAUGCCGUACAUCAGGCUGAUUCCCAAAGUGACGGCGGUGGCUGGUGAGACCCUGCAGCUGAAGUGCCCCGUGGCCGGCUACCCCAUAGAGGAAAUCCACUGGGAGCGCGGCGGCAGGGAGCUGCCGGACGAUCUCAGGCAGAAGGUGCUGGCCGACGGCACCCUCGUCAUCAAUCCGGUGGAGAAGAAAGCCGACUCCGGGGUGUACACCUGUUGGGCCAGGAACAAGCAGGGCCAGAACGCCAGGAGGAGUGGGGAAGUCAACGUCAUAGUUCCCCCCAAGGUUAGCCCCUUUUACGCCGAGGACACCCUCCACGUGGGCGACAGGGCCAGCCUGACGUGUUCCGUGACCAAGGGCGACCUCCCGCUGACCAUAUCGUGGCACAAAGACGGCCGCGCGCUGGAGCCGGCCCAGAUGAUGUCAAUUACCCAGGUGGACCAAUUUACUAGCAUUCUAGUGAUAGAGAGCCUGAUGCAGGAACACAACGGCAACUACUCGUGCGUGGUGCGCAACCUGGCGGCCGAGGUGUCGCACACCCAGCAGUUGGUAGUCAAUGUUCCCCCUAUAAUUGAGCCCUUUUCCUUCCAAGACGGGCUAUCGGAAGGCAUGCGCACCCGUACCGUCUGCGGAGUUAGUAAAGGGGACCCACCACUAGUGGUGUCCUGGCUCAAGGACGGUCAACCAUUGACGCCUAACCUGGGCGUCAACGUUUCAGCCCUUGACCCUUACUCUAGCCUCCUGAGCAUUUCUAGCCUUGACUCGAGACACUCCGGCGACUUUACCUGCGUGGCCAGCAACCCUGCCUCAGAGGUUAGGUACACUGCGAAGCUACAGGUCAAAGUGCCGCCCAAGUGGCUCGUCGAGCCCAUCGACGUCAGCGUCGAGCGCAACCGACACGUGGCCCUCCACUGCCAGGCGCAGGGCGUCCCGACGCCCACCGUCACCUGGAAGAAAGCCACAGCCAGUAAGUCCGGGGAUUACGAGGAGGUGCGGGACCACAUGUACACGAAAUUGCUGGGAAACGGCACGCUGCUGCUGCAGCACGUCAAGGAGGACCGCGAGGGAUACUACUUGUGCCAGGCGGACAACGGUAUAGGGACGGGCAUCGGGAAGGUCAUCCAGCUGAGGGUCAACUCCUCGCCGUACUUCUCCGCGCCCUCGCGGCUCGUCACCGUCAAAAAGGGAGACACCGCCCUUCUGCAUUGCGAUGUGAACGGGGACAAGCCGAUCAGCGUGAUCUGGCUGAGGGGCGGCAAGACCGAACUCAACCCGUCCACCAACUACAGGGUGAACGUCAAGCAGGACGUCACGCCGGACGGGGUAUCCGCCGAAUUGCAGAUUGUCAACGCUGACGCCAAGGAUAGCGGGGCGUAUUUUUGCCAAGCCAGCAAUAUGUACGGGAGGGAUCAGCAGCUGGUACAGCUGCUGGUCCAGGAACCUCCGGGUCCGCCUCAAGGCCUGGAGGCGGCUAUGAUAAGCAGCAGAUCCGUCAACUUGAAGUGGCUUCACAAAUCCGGAGACUCCAACGAAGUAUUCAAGUUCGUCGUCGAAUAUAAAGAGGUGGAUAGAUCUUGGCAUCAGAUAGAAUUUACGGAAAACCCGCUGCCCUACGCCGCUCUCAUAGAAGAUCUGAAACCGGCCACGAAAUACACCUUCCACGUCAUCGCCGAAGGCCCUGCCGGGAAGAGCGCCCCCAGCGAAGACCUCGUGUUAAGAACCGAACCUCAGAGGCCAGCGGGAUCACCCUUGAAUCCUUCCGCGCGACCCAUCUCCUCCACGGAAAUAUUGGUCAUCUGGUCGCCUCCCUUACCGGAACUUAGGCAUGGGGACAUCCAGGGCUUUAACGUGGGCUACCGCACGGCCAGCAUGGGGGCCUACAAUUUCACGUCGGUGACGGGGGACGGCGAGGACGGCGGCGAAUUGCUAUUAGGAGGGCUGGCGAAGUACACCAGAUACACCAUAGUCGUUCAGGCGUUUAAUGAGGUGGGAGCGGGGCCGCUGUCCGAGCCUGUUACGGCGCAGACUAUGGAGGAUGUUCCGAGCAUGCCCCCCGAAGACGUUAGAUGUGCCGCUCUCACCUCCCAGUCCCUCCAGGUCAGUUGGCAGCCACCGCCAACGGAGCACUGCAACGGACUCCUGCAAGGGUACAAACUCACCUAUGAACCUGUCCUGGACGACAACUGGAGAGGCAACGACGAAAUGGAAACGAGGAAGACAACAGCACUAACAACAGUGAUCACCGGAUUGAGAAAGUUCACCAACUACAGCCUGCAAGUGCUGGCUUUCACUAAAGUCGGCGAUGGGGUUUUCACCAUCCCGUCUUACUGCCAGACGGAAGAGGAUGUGCCCGGUGCUCCCGCCGAUAUCAAGGCCGUGGUGAGUUCCCCGCAGUCGCUGAAGGUCUCGUGGCUUCCGCCCCUCGAUCCGAACGGGGUGAUAACGAAGUACAACUUGUACCGGAGGAACAUGGACGGUCGGCAGGAGGUGGACAAUGCCAAGCAGACGAUCUCCAGUCAACACACCGUUUUCGAGGUGAAAGGGAUCCAGUCGCACAUCGAAUAUCAGUUCUGGGUGACGGCUUCCACGAGGAUAGGGGAAGGGCAGAGUUCGAAGGUGGUUUCUCAGGUGGCUACGCCGAGAGUCCCAGCCCGGAUAAUUUCCUUCGGAGGUGUCGUCGUACGUCCAUGGCGUAGUUCCGUCGCCUUCAACUGCGAAUCUGUUGGAACGCCCAGGAGGGAAUGGCUCCGAAACGAACAAUUACUCAAGGGGGGCGCAAGUCACAACCAGCAACUACUGGACACGGGCGAGCUGAUUCUCUCCAACCUCCAACUGUCCGAUGCCGGUAACUACUCCUGUCAAGUGGACAACGGCCAGGGCUCGGACAGGAUCUCGUACAACCUGGUGGUGCAGGUGCCCCCGUCGGCGCCCCUGCUGUACGUGACGAGCGCCACCAGCAGCAGCGUGCUGCUCCAUUGGAAGGCUGGGAGUAACGGGGGGGCGGCCGUCAGUGGGUUCACUUUGAACUACAGGAAGGAACACGGCAAUUUAGACGAAAUUCACCUGUCCAGACACGCUACGAGCUUCGAGUUGAAGGGCCUUUCCUGCGGGACCACUUACCACCUGUACCUGACGGCCCACAACAAAAUCGGGAGCUCGCCCGCCAGCCACCCCCUGCAGGCCCGCACCCAAGGCCACCCUCCCGGCGUCCCGUCGGCGUCGUCUUUUAUCACACCUAACUCUACCUCGGUGGUCCUGCGCCUCCACGUCUGGCCGGACAACGGGUGCCCCAUCCUCUAUUUCAUCCUGCAGUAUCGGAAGGCGACAGAGUCGCAAUGGACAUUAGUAUCGAACGCUCUGAAACCACAACGACGGACGUCGAUAACUGGUUUAACACCCGCUACCCAGUACGUUGUUAAAUUGGAGGCUCACAACGUCGCGGGCUUCUCCACGGAGGAGUUUGCUUUCAUGACGCUCACGAAGGAAGGGGAUAUUCCUCCGCCGGACCUGAUGAAACAAGGAAGCGAAGACCCCCCUUUUUACUCGGACAUGAAAAUUGUGAUUCCGUUAUUGCUGUUAGUUCUAGCCAUAAAGAUAUCCGUAGUGGGAGCUCUACUAUGUAUGAGACGUCGCCAAAACGAUGCUGCCAAAGAACAAUUAGAUAACCAACAAAACGCCGAAGCUCAAAGAGAACGCUACUACGCCACAAUCCACAAGGUAGCGUUGCAAGCUGGUGAAAAGAUACCAGAAACCUCAGAAGACAUAUCUCCGUACGCGACAUUUCAACUCUCCGAGCCAAGCACUCUGCCGCAGAACACGAUGCUGCACAGUUUCAUGUACCACGAACACCCCAUGACUGAGGGCUGCGCUUCGCCACCUCCAGCCACCUCGUCUGUUCAACGAAACUCACCUUACUAUAAUAUUCAAAAAUUUCAAAGUACAAAAGGUCAUGGACGAAGACGUGCCAAUAGAAAAAAUGACGUGGAUAGUGAAGACAGCGAGUCGGAUCAGGACCAGCUGACAUCCAGUCGCACCGAGUCUUCCAACCAACUAGAUAUGAAACACAAACAUAAUUUUGUGUACCACGGGGCCCAAUCGAGUACAUCUUCGGACAUAUCCCCAAUGUCAGAACAAAAGUCGCUACCCCGGAGGAACCGAAAUAGGUGGCUGGCCCAGGGGGGCCGGAGCGGGUCUCAAAGACAAAUGCUGUCUCACCUAUCGGUAGCGGAAACGGCAUUUACGGAAAGGCCACCGCCGGAACAAAACACACCCGACCGACCAGAGCUAAGCGAGGCGGAAUGUGACAUCGACACUCUCAAAAAACUUAAGUUAGGCUUGAGAUCGAGUCUGUGGUCGAGACCGAGCGGCUCUGGACAGCCGUCGGACUACUCGAUUGCUGUGUAAUUGGGUGUGAAGUCGGGAGUUACGGUGUAUGUUGCAAAAUGAACACAAAACAAUUGUACAAAUUUUUGAAAUUUUACAGGAGUUCCUCGCGAAACGCAGUUUUGGACGGUGAAAUGCAGCGUUGCAGUAAGUUCCCAUUAAAAUUCAUUUUAUAAUCAAAAUAAUGAUCAGAAAUUUUUUUUCUAUUAUUCAUAUUUUGCGCAAACACACCUUUUCUAUGACGCAACUGACUGGAAUCAUCGUGGCAUUUGCCCGAGCACAAGCACUUCUCGUUAAUUUCUUUUUAAGCCAAAAACGUCAAAAUUGUUAAAUAUCUUUUUAAUACAAAUAAUUUAAACACAAAAAAUUACGUAGUAGUAUUUUUGUCUACUCUGUUCAAAAAUUAAAUUAAUUUGGAAAUCGAUUGAAUUCAAAAAAUGUAUCACAUUAGUUUCCUUUUUUUUUCCCGAACCUCCAAAAUUUAUAUGAGAGAAAAUUAAAUAGUUUCUAAAUUACUGUCUCUUUUUUUAACAACUUUGAUCACUUUUGUAUAUUUUUUUGUUUGCGUUAGGCCUAUUAAAAUUUUUGCAGUCAUCAAUUCAAAAAUGAAAACCUGGUAGACACUUUUUGCAAAAUACAAUGAAUAAACAUAAGAAUAUUGAAAGGUUUGAAUAAUACAACAUGCGUUCCAAAGUAAACAACCCUUUUUAAAAAUAAGAACAAUAUAAAAGUUUUUUUAGCAAAACCGAUUUAUUUUAAUCAAAAUAGUCCUCUUCCGACUCAAUACAGCGAUUAGCGCGGUCGAAAAACGUGUUGAAUUAGUGUUUUAAAUCGUCAGGUUGGAUGACCUUUUGGAUGGCUUCUACGUCCAAAAAAACUUUCCUUUCAUCGGCAAAUGCAUUUUUCCGAAAAGGUGAGUCACACGGUACCAAAUCAGGCGAAUACGGGGAGCGGUUGAUAGUUUUAGUAAAAAAAUUAGUCACAAGUGUCAAUCGAUGAGAUGGCGCAUUAUCGUGUAACAAAUGCCAACUUUCUUCUGCGUGAUGUAUGUAUGUAUGUGUCGGGGGGGUGGUGGAAAAUUGUUUUUCCACCGUGGCACUUAGGCCUUAUUAGGCCCCUUGUACACCCCCGAGUACUUUUCUUCAAACCUAUCCUAUCCUAUAACAACACGGGUGGCAAAGUCUCGUACAAUUUUUAUGUAUGAUAGUAUGGUCUUGAAUUAGAGAUUUAUUGCUCUAUUCUCAUUACCAUUUUAUCGGGGACCACACGCUGGCGGCAGGUGUUGAGUGGGCUGCCACAUCCCGAGCCUGCCUUAGGUCACCCAUCCAAGUUCCAGCCUGCGUCCGUGAUGCUUACCUCGGCCGAUCGAAAUCCAUCGGCCAAGACACCUGGCUAGGCAGUCCCCUCUUCUGUGUGAUAUUCUGCUACUAAGCUCUUCAAAACCCCGAGAUAGAAUCGUGCAUUAACUGUUUAACCCAGUGGACGAACUCUUUGUGAACAAUGUUCUUGGAAUCGUAAAAGCAAAUCAUCAUUGUCUUCACUUUCGACUUCUCUAAAUUAGAUUUUUAUGGUUUUUGGUUCGUUUGUCUCCUUCCACUCGGCAAUGUGGUGCUUGGUUUCUGGAUUAUAUUGAAAACAACAAGUUUCAUCACCAGUCGCAAUGUUGCAAAGGAAGUUUUUGUACUUUUUUGGCCUUUUCGAUGUCCUUCGGACGUUGAAUUCUGAAUAAUUUUUGGUCGUCAGUCAACUUGUGCACACACUUCGGUAUCCCAAAUCUUCGGCCAAAAUACGAUAAAUUUUGGAUGGCUUCUACAUCCACAAAAACUUUCCUUUCAUCGGUAAAUGCUUUUUUCCGUAAAGGUAAGUCAUACGGUACCAAAUCAGGCGAAUACGGGGAGUGGUUGAUAGUUUUAGUAAAAAAAUUGGUCACAAGUGUCAAUUAUUAUCGUGUAACAAAUGCCAACUUCCUUCUGCACGACAUUGUGCUGCUAAACUCUUCAAAAUGCCGAAAUAAAAUUGUGCAUUAACUGUUUAGCCCAGUGGACGAGCUCUUUGCUCUCGGAAUUGUAAAAGUAAAUCAUCAUUGUCUUCACUUUCAACUUCUCUAAAUUAGAUUUUUUGGGUUUCGUUUCGAAACAAGUUUCAUCAUCAGUCGCAAUGUUGUAAAAAGACCUUUUGGACUUUUUUGGCCUUCUCGAUGUCCUUCAGAUGUUGAAUUCUGAACAAUUUUUGGUCGUCAGUCAAGUUGUACACACUUCGUAGACCAAAUCUUCGGCCAAAAUGCGAUAAAUUGAUAUUUUUGAGAUGCUCAUUUCCAAUUCCAUGAAUUUCAAUGAAGAUUCUGGCGGAUCUUUGAUGAAUUUACUCACAGUUUUUAUGGGAUCUGCGGUGAUCGCAGAUUUCGGUUGGCCGACGUGUUGCUCAGUAUUUAUGUCCUCACGAGCGUUUUUAAACCACGGAUACCACUCGUGAACAUAAACUCGGGAUAAACAAUCGUCACCGUAAACUUGGUUCAUCGAUUGAAGUGUUUCGGUAAGAGUUUUACCAAAUUUAAAGCAAAAAUUAAUAUUAGCUCUUUGUUCGACACUCAUUUUUGUAUCGGUGACACAAACGUACUGUAAAUAACCUCUAUUCGUCCAAAUGCCAUGAAAUUUUGACAGUACAUUAGUGGAGGAUCUACCUUUCCGAGGCAUGUAAUUGCCAAUAGAUGGGCUCACUAGAGAUACUUAUUUUUGAAAAGUCGCGUUUACUUUUUAACGCAUCUUGUAUGUUGGAAUUUUUUGUUUUACCGAUGUGCUAGUGAAAAUAAAACGUUGAUUUUUUAUCGAAAAGUUUUUAUUUUCACCAGUGCAUCUGGAAAAAUAUAAUUUUUUCAUUGGUUUUUCGGCACGAUAUAGAAAAAUUUUUAUCUUUACUGAAAUCUCUGGCAGAUUUAUCGAGAAUUUUAAUUUUUUAACGUAAUAAGUGAAUUGUGUUUUAUAAGGGUUCCCGUACAUAAUAACUGUGAACGAACUAUCCGAUAAUCAAAAAGUAAAUGUCAAAAUGUCUCUGAGCCGAGCGCAACAUACACCUACGACCCCGUUACGUUGUUCAAUAAAAUCAAAAUUAAAAGUUAAAUUUUAUACAAAAAUUAAAGUUAAGUUUGUAAUAUAUGUUUAUGAGAAAUUUUUGGAGCAAUUUUAUAAUAUAAUUUCGACUGACUUAAUGACAAAAUAGAUAACUUUCCUGUCGAUGUACCAAAAGCAAUCACUGUCUGAAUAAAAUCAAAAUACCCCCGAACCCGUAAACAGUAUGUAUAAUAGUUCAACUUAAA
Molecule: messenger RNA, 9359 nt
Organism: Anoplophora glabripennis (Asian longhorned beetle)
Lineage: Eukaryota; Metazoa; Arthropoda; Insecta; Coleoptera; Cerambycidae
Product: Down syndrome cell adhesion molecule-like protein Dscam2
Exons: 33
Coding region: 131-6067 (1978 amino acids)
Biological process (GO): cell-cell adhesion
Molecular function (GO): protein binding
Source: RefSeq, a predicted model, not a curated record